UGUUCUUUUCAGACCUGUCCCUUGCAAUGCGGUUUUCCUGCUGCGCGCAGCCACGCGGGGAGCAGAGGCAGUGUCCCACAGUUGGGGAGGGAUUGCAGCGAAGGCGAGCGUGGCAGGUUGAGCGCUCCGGGUAGCAGCUAAGCCCCCAGCCAGUCCUUGCUCCCUCCCUCCCUCCCUCCGCAGUGGGGUGGGGGAGAAAAUGGGAAGGGCAAAAGCAACGAAAGAACGCCUACAAGUUUCCGGGCUGAGAUAAAGACAGUUUAAUAAGCGCAGAAGGAACGGAGCGAUGGGCAAGCAGUCAGCAGCCUGGCGGGUCCGUGAGCAGUGACUCCUCUGGGAGACUCUCCCUGGUCCUCGAUGCUGUGCAAGCACUGCCCAGCGCUAGCUGAAACGUCCGUGUGUUCCCAGCCGUCCUUUGGUCGCUAGUCUGAAGCACAGGACCAUGUGGGCCGUGAGCUGCACCUUCAGAUGCGCCGGAGAAGAUCAUUCCAUGCCUAGGAAAAGACUGCAAGUGGUGAAAGAGGGAAUUGCCUUGGAAGUGGUGGCUGAGAUGGACAGGAAGCAGAGUUGAAGGUGGUAGGAGAUGCUGCUUCAGUCCCAAAAUGCUCAUGGCUGCGGACAGAGAGUGACGCUGAGGAGAGAAAUGUUCCCUCAGCCAAGCCUGGGAGAAAGAGCCACAUCCCGGCCAUUGCGCUGCCACCUCCCAAAAGCGCGGCGCUCCAGCGAGGAGGCACGUGUGGUCUGCAGCGGCCAGUUGGUGCAGGUGCCUGUGCUGGUGAGGGAAAUGUACAGCUGGCUGCAGCGGAACGUGGAUGCGCCUGCCAAGAACGGGCUGGACGAGAGGCUUCUGGAGCUGGUGCGCUGGAAGCAGCAUGAUGUGGUGGUGACCCUCCUGCGCUGUGCCCCGUCGUGUGACAGGGCUGCUGUGACCAUGUGGAGGGCGCUGGUGUCUGAGCGCAGCUGUGCCGAGCGAGUGCUGUGGGAGCUGCUGGGUGUGCUGGAGGAUUGGCCGCUGCACAGCACAUCCACCUCCGACGGGGACGAGACGGAGGUCGUCGUUCUGGCUGCAACCAGGGCACUGAGGGAGAUCCUCUGUGAGCGCCAGGUCCCAAAGGUGUUGAAUCAGCAUUUUCCGCCCCUCUUCCUGGCUCUGCUCUUUCAAGUGUACUGCACCAUAAAGGAGGAGGCAGAGGAGGUCGAUGCGUGCUGGAGGAAAUACGUCGAGCAAGUCAGCCUUCCCACCAGCCCUAGCAGAUUCAUGGUGCAGACGGUGAAAGCGCUGCUCUGCUGUUUGGGCUAUGAGGAUGUGGUGUUUAGAGUGGAGCACAAGCAUGGCUGGGACACUCUGCUGCACGCCAAGAGCCACCCCUACGCGAUGGGUCUGCUGGCCAGGUGAGAGCCCCCUUCUCCAAGCUGCCGCUGCCAUUUCUCCCCUGCAGACAGGGCACGCCACGCAAUCCCUUUGGUGUUGGAUGAGAGGGAU
Molecule: messenger RNA, 1483 nt
Organism: Cuculus canorus (common cuckoo)
Lineage: Eukaryota; Metazoa; Chordata; Aves; Cuculiformes; Cuculidae
Exons: 5
Coding region: 584-1396 (270 amino acids)
Cellular component (GO): cytoplasm
Source: RefSeq, a predicted model, not a curated record